Messenger RNA from Acyrthosiphon pisum (pea aphid), 2224 nucleotides. RefSeq names its product katanin p60 ATPase-containing subunit A1-like. The record is from RefSeq and is a predicted model, not a curated record. Gene Ontology annotation, biological process: microtubule severing. The transcript has 7 exons. NCBI's taxonomy places the organism in Eukaryota, Metazoa, Arthropoda, Insecta, Hemiptera, Aphididae. Gene Ontology annotation, cellular component: microtubule cytoskeleton. Gene Ontology annotation, molecular function: microtubule severing ATPase activity; ATP binding; ATP hydrolysis activity. The coding region runs from base 668 to 2140 and encodes 490 amino acids.
AUAUGUAUAAAAACGUAUUCAUUAUUACAGCUUGCAGGGAUUGGCAGGAAAACGUCGCAACUCUUAGCAGUCAUCAACUCCGCGAGUGACCUUCGAUCGCCAUUCGCGGAAAAACAAUUUCCCGAGUCGACUGCUCGUAUUAAUACCUAUCAUUAUUACCAUAAUUAUUAUUAGCGAGUAUCGUUGACCUCUACGCGUGAGAUCUGAACUAGUGAUAUAACAACUGAUAUUCGUUGGUUGAUAGGUAUUAUACAACGAAGGUACAUCGUAUAGUUUCGUGCGUUUUUACAACCGUCUCGCAACGUUAUUAUGUAUACAUGACACAACGCUGGACUCACCGUAUACCUGGGUACAUGAUUAUACCUAUACAAUCGCACCCGGGGGCAACGUUCUCGACGCCGUUUCCCCCGCACAGAAGGCACACCUGCGUACCCCUGGGGGAUACGAGGCGGUGCAGGUGGAGAUGGGGUGGAGAUUAGGGGUUGUUUGCACGGUGGCGAUCGCGUUUUAAGUGCGCCGACAACGACCUACGCGCUGGACAACGGCGUCACACGUUUUUACGUGCGCAUGCGCCCCGGGGUCGUGUCCACUUGGGCAGAGGCGGCAUCGCAUACAUUACUAUAUUAUAUUAUUAUUAUUAUUAUAAAAUAGUCGCCACAACAGAGCCAUGUCCGAAGGUAGUCGAAACGUCGAGUUCGAGAUACAGAUGACCGUACCGGUCACCACGAGACACUUGUACAAACUUCCUCCCGGACUGUCAAAUAACAGACCGUCAGGAUGGAUAGUUCAACAAGAAGUUGCUCGUAUGAUGGAUUCAUUGUUAGAUCCAUUUUCAUCAUUUGCGUCAUUUUCUAAACCCGUUCGGCGAACAAACCAAUCAUCAAAACGGUCACACCUUUACAGAUCUUCGUCACAACAAACGCAGACACAAAAUGUAGCAUCCAACACCAACCGCGCAAAUAAUGAUAAUAGGCCUAACGGUAAUCAUCAGCAGCAACAACACAAACCAAACGGUCCGUCAGAGAAAUGGGCCGCUUCUCUAAGAAAGAGAGAUCCAGAGUUAUUGCCCGCUAUACGACACACUAGAAGAGACAGGUGUUGUUCACACCCUGGUGGGUAUAGAACAAAACCUGUCAUACCACCCCUUCACAAUCCCACGCCGUCGACGGCUCCUCGGCCCACUGACCAUAAGAAACAACUGCAGAAGACCAAAACCGUUGUUGGUUAUGAACCUCAUCUGGUAGACAUAAUCGAAAAAGAUAUUUUGCAAAGGAACCCCAACGUCCAGUGGGAUCGGAUCGCUGGGCUUAAACACGCGAAAACUUUACUACAAGAAGCCAUGGUGCUACCUAUGCUGAUGCCGGAUUUCUUUAAGGGCAUCCGGAGACCGUGGAAGGGUGUCUUAAUGGUCGGUCCGCCUGGAACCGGAAAGACAAUGUUGGCCAAGGCUGUAGCUACAGAGUGCGGGACGACGUUUUUUAACGUUUCGUCGUCAACAAUGACGUCUAAAUACCGAGGAGAAUCGGAAAAAUUGGUCAGACUUUUGUUUGAAAUGGCAAAAAUACAUUCGCCGUCCACAAUAUUCAUUGACGAAGUAGAUUCGCUGUGCUCCUUGCGGGGUUCCGAAGGCGAACACGAAGCCUCUAGGAGGUUCAAAGCGGAACUCUUGAUUCACAUGGAUGGUUUGAACUCGUCCAGUGACGAAGAAAACAACCAAUCUAUUAUGGUCCUGGCGGCCACUAACCAUCCGUGGGAUAUCGAUGACGCUUUCAGAAGACGCUUCGAAAAGAGGAUAUAUUUGCCGUUACCGAAUGACGAGUCGCGGAUAACGUUGCUGAAACUGUGUUUGGAAGGCGUAAACUUAGACGACUCGUUCGAUUAUAGAUUUGUAGCUAAUAAACUAAGAGGCUACACAGGGUCGGACAUAGCUAACGUUUGCCGCGACGCAGCUAUGAUGGGCAUGAGACGCAAAAUAGUUGGACAGACCCCGGACCAGAUCAAAAACAUUAAACGUGCUGACAUCGACUUACCGGUAACGGUACAAGAUUUUAACGAAGCCGUCGAGAGGUGUCGGAAAACGGUCACCGGUCAAGACAUUGAAAAAUAUCAGUCGUGGAUAGACGAGUUUGGUUCAUUUUAACCGUUAAAAGACGUUACGAUUUCAUUUUAAAUCAGUAUAAUAUUUUGUUAUUCGACAACAAUAAAAUAAUAUUUCCGUCCUUUA